UUUCUGUCUUUUCUAAGUUUCUGGUAAAUGUGUCAUCAUACUUUCAUAAUUUAAAAAUAUAUGCAAAUUUUACUUUCAAACAUCAGUAUGGUACUCAUUCUAAGAUUGUUAUUCUAACUUAUAAAUUUUUCUGAUAAUGAGAAAUGUGGUUUCUUAAUUUCACCUAACUUCAUGAAGAUUUUAGCAAUGAUAUGGUCUUCCUGAUAGUUAAAAAUGAAGGAAAAAAUAGGGUCCUGUGGUUUAGAAAUCAUUUUUUGAAAUCCGAAAAUAAUUGUUCUUAGACAUUUUCUUAAUAGCUGCUCUAAGUGGAAAACAGAGGGAAUGAGGGAGGGGUUCAUCAAAAUGGUUUUAAGAAUGACAGUUUUGACCUGUUUCCUUCCUAGUUUCAUGACUGUUAGUAAGCAAAUUAUACUUACCUUCUCUAGGUACCCACUCUCUUCCUUUGGAAGAUGAUAAUGAUGGGUAUCUACUUCAUAUGGGUUUAGUAUUUUUACUGAGAAAAAAUGUAAAGCAUAUAGCAUAAUGUUUGGCACAUAGAAUAUGCUCUAAAUGUUGGUUAUCUGUUUUCAUCUUAAAUUUCCUGAUUGAAUUCUGAAAUAAUGUAUAAAUUAAUUCUAAAUCACUUUUAAGAAAGUUGCUGACCCUGUAAGAAAUAUUUUUAAAAUUGGGAAUGUUUGUCUAUAGUAAGUCAAAAUAAGUGGAAAUGGUUUUAAACAUCCAUUAUAUAAAUGAGCUUAUAAAUUAGCUUUUCUCUGACUUGGGUAUGAAUAGCUCAAGAAAUAUGUGAAUAAGUUCUUUGACUCUUUAAUUCUUUUUUCUAUUAGGAUAAAAAGUGAACUAAGCAGUCAUUCUGUUUAUUUCUAAUGUCCACUCUUCUGAGGUCAUAUUUGACCUUAAAUAGUCCAGCAAGUAGAUUUUAGUAUAGAGGUAUUAGUUCCAGUGCUUUGUACAGUUAAAUACAUCGGAUUCAGCAGUUUAGUGUGGGUGUGGCAGAGGUUGGGGAGAUUAUAAAGUAACUUCUAUUAAUCAAAAUAUAAUAUAUUUUAGAGAGUAAAAAUAGUUGCUCUGUCACUUGAGUUCAUGAAGACUUAGAUGAUUUUUAAUAAUUAAUAAGUUUUUUCUGCCAAUGAGCAUUAGAUUACUGCUGACUUUUUAGUGUCAUAGUACCUUGUGGUAGUUUCUCUACAGGGUUUAAAGGUGCAUCCUGGGGUCUUUUUCCUGUCCUGCUCAUAGAAAACGAUCUUUACACAUGCUAUAAGGACAAUACCUCUAGAAAUUCAUACAUGUCAUUAAUAUGUUAUAAGGAUCGGUCAGUUCCAUUGUCUUCUUUUGUCAAUCUUGAUCGGAGCUUGCCGAGUUUAAGUCUAUAAGCCUGCAUGUGCCUGGCAACUGUUACCUAGUGACAGUUUCAGCUGCAGUGGCCAUUGGCUGUGCUGUUGAUUGGGGCAGGAGGACCGAGUCACCUUUCUGAUGGUGAGUUCUUCUGCAUCAGCUCAGGGUGAGGAGGAGGAGGAGCAGGGCUUCGGCUCAGGUGCAGGAAGUGAUACUGAGAGAUUGUGAAGAAUAUACUGACAGCAUCUCGGUAACUGCAUCACAGUAAAUUGGACUUCUGAAUCAAGCAGCCCAGCCAAGCAGCUGAUAAGAGUGAAUGUAGGUGAGAAGCAUUGUUUUAUUCCUGUAACAAGAGAACUAUUUUCUGCUAAGUGAGACUAGGAGUGUACAAGGAGGAAUAUCCUGUGGAUAUUAUUAUGAAAGAAGAAAGACUUCCCUGAAUGACCUGGUGGUGCACAAGAAAAUAACUUUGAGAAGAAUGCUUUCUAUUAAGCUCCUGCAUUGUUCCUGAAGGAAAUGUUUUUAUUUCUAAUGCAUGUUAUUUCUUCAAAAGGUAUGAUAACAAAGACUGACAGGAGACUCUCUGAAAUGCCUGUACUUUAAAAAAGACUUUUGACAAAUGCUAACCUGAUAUCAGAAUGACCUUGGAAGCCUUUUGGAUGGAUUCUAUCCUGCCACUCUUUCAGUAUUUCAAACUCUAGGAUUUAAACUCAUCUCGAUGCUUUAGAAGUAUUUUAAAACAAGAACAUCUUAUAACCUACCUAAUGGCCCCUGUACUAAUUGAGCACUUGCUCAAAAUAGAGUACAGAAAUAGAAGAGACAUUUUCUUAACAUAUGGCUGCUAUAGAACUGCAAAUAUAACAGACAAGCUUAUUCCUCUUCCUUCCCCCCCAAAGCUGAGGUGUGUUACUGCUGCACCGAGGCUGAUGAAGAGACUUGAGUACAACUCCCCGGGAUGCUCAGCUGUGACAGAAGCACUGCCACUGUCUGCCGAAGCUGAUGCUGAGACACUCAUGGGCAGAGUUUAGCAGAUGCUAGGCAGGGCACCUGCUCGCUGUAGCUAGGGCUGCAGGUCCUUUUAAUUCCAAGCCAUGAAUGAUUCCAGGUGGACUGAAUGGAGGAUCCUGAACAUGAGCAGUGGCAUUUUGAAUGUGUCUGAACGUCACUCCUGCCCACUUGGAUUUGGCCACUACAGUGCGGUGGACGUAUGCAUCUUCGAGACAGUUGUCAUUGUCUUGCUGACAUUUCUCAUCAUUGCUGGGAAUUUAACGGUCAUCUUUGUUUUUCACUGUGCUCCACUGUUACACCACUAUACGACCAGCUAUUUCAUUCAAACAAUGGCAUAUGCUGAUCUUUUUGUUGGAGUUAGCUGCUUGGUUCCUACUCUCUCACUUCUCCACUACUCCACAGGUAUCCACGAGUCACUGACUUGCCAGGUUUUUGGAUAUAUCAUCUCAGUCCUGAAAAGUGUUUCUAUGGCAUGUCUUGCCUGCAUCAGUGUGGAUCGCUAUCUUGCCAUCACCAAGCCUCUGUCCUACAAUCAACUGGUCACCCCAUGUCGCCUGAGAAUUUGCAUCAUUUUGAUCUGGAUCUACUCUUGCCUAAUUUUCUUGCCUUCCUUUUUUGGCUGGGGGAAACCUGGUUACCACGGUGACAUUUUUGAAUGGUGUGCCACCUCUUGGCUCACCAGUGCCUAUUUUACCGGCUUUAUUGUUUGUUUACUUUAUGCCCCUGCUGCCUUGGUUGUCUGCUUCACUUACUUCCACAUUUUCAAAAUUUGCCGGCAGCACACCAAAGAGAUAAAUGACCGGAGAGCCCGAUUCCCGAGCCAUGAGGCGGCUGCCUCCGGAGAGGCCGGGCAUAGCCCUGAUCGUCGCUACGCCAUGGUUUUGUUUCGGAUAACCAGUGUGUUUUACAUGCUGUGGCUCCCUUACAUCAUCUACUUUCUUCUAGAAAGCUCCCGGGUCUUGGACAAUCCAACACUGUCCUUCCUAACCACCUGGCUGGCUAUAAGUAAUAGUUUUUGUAACUGUGUUAUAUACAGCCUCUCCAACAGUGUUUUCCGGCUAGGCCUCCGAAGACUGUCUGAGACAAUGUGUAUGUCUUGUAUGUGUGUCAAGGAUCAGGAAGCACGAGACCCCAAACCUAGGAAACGGGCUAACUCCUGCUCCAUCUGAAGAAAACGCCACAGUAAAUCACAUGUAAUCUGACAGUAGUUUUGGAUUGUAUUCUUGCUUCAUCUGGAAAUUUGCCACUAGAGAAAUAUUUACUUGAAUAGUUGACUAUGAGAGGAAGGACUAAAAGUUUCUUUUUUUUUUUUUUUCUUUUUCAUGUGAAAAAAAAAAAAAAAAACACCUAAAGAUAUAUAGAGGGUAAUCUCAUGAGAUAAUUGUAGUGUGUGAGUAUAAAUAUGCAGUACUAGGAAAAGUGAAGCUCUGAGGAUGGAAAAGUACCUCAGAUCUUCCACAGGGCAUGAGCGAAGCCCCUGGCAUCUUGUCUGUCUUUCUGACUGGGCUCUCUCCUCUGUCUCUGCCUCUCAUUCUCUCUCUCUCUCUGUCUCUCUCACUCUCUCCUGUGUCUUUGGAAAUUACUUAUAUAAAUUGCCCUUUAUAGAAAAAUGCUACAUAUUAUAUAUGUGGUAAAGUAUAACCUUUUGCAUCAAAGUGUACUUCUAAACUCACUAAUCUGCAAUCCCUAAAAGGUCCCUCCAUGGAGGAUACAUAGCAAGCAUUGUAUUUUAUUACCUGCCACACAACCCUUUUGCUUGUGUUUUUAUACCUGUAGCACAAAUUUCUGCAGUGAAGAAAAAGAAACAGUUUUUUUUUGUUUGUUUCUUCUGGGUAAAUGUAUGCUCCCUCCUCCUUUCUAACAGCCUGCUAUUAUUUUUCUUCCAUUUUUCUUUAUCUGCAUCCUUUGGUACCUUAAGCCAGAAGUGUCUUAGCUAAUGAAAGAAUCUAUUAUAUAAAAGUCAUAAUGUUGAAUGGCUUAUUCCUUCUAAAAAAGUAUUCUAUAUAUUGUUUAAAAUAUUGUGUUAAGUAUUUUUUAAUGGCUUUGGGAAACAUUUUUAUUUGGUUUCUUUUGAAAUAAUACAUGUGCCCAAAGUGGUGUCCUUUUUGGGGGGGCCUAUAGUUAAGCUUUGUUUUUCUUUAAGAUAAUUCACAAUGCAAAUGCAGAGGACUCACUCAGAAGUGGGGUACUGCUCUUAAAGCUACUUGGUGUGUUCCACCUUUUUUUUUUUAAAGAGUAAAGUAUUAACCUUUUUAUGUUAAGUCUGCAGAGCUUACUGUUGUGAUCCACUAAUUAUUUGUAUGAUAAUGCAUUUGCACAUACUAUAUUUUUUACAACAAAGAACAUGUAAAUUACAUUAUGUGAUCUGUGCCUAAUGUCUUCUUAGCACACUAUAUAGAUCAGUGUUGCUUAAAUCGUCAACAUUGGACAAAAAUAUAUAAAAACUUCUUUUAAGAGAAAAAUACUUUUGUUAGUUGUUAAUUAGAUAUUUCUAUUAGACCAAGCUGCAUUCCUAGUGAUGAUGAGAAUAAAGUAUACUUAAUUAUCAAAUACAGGUAAGAACUGUCAAUAUUUUCUUUUGUAAUGAUCUGUUUUCCCAUUCAGAGAUUAAAUUAACUUAUUUUUUUGUGUGCUAUAUGGAGUUGUGUAAUACAUUGUCAGGGGUUUAGAUGUAGCAAAAUGGCAUUUGGGAAAUUAAUGGUGAAGCAGGUGUAAGUGCUAAAACAUCUAAAUCUUACCUUUUUUUUUUUUUUUUUUUUUUUUACCAUAAGUUUCCUGCCAGACAGACAUUUUAAAAUUUAUAUCAAACUACUGAGUAUUCUCAGCAUUUUUGAUUAUUUUAUGAAAUGCAUAUAGUGAAAUGUGCCUAUGACUCUUCAAAUUAGAAGCCAACCAUGUUUGCACAUUGGUGGUUUGACUUAAGAGGUCCUUUAGUAAAAGAAAUGUCAUUGUUUUAUUGAGGUUGUUCUGAACCCAUGUAUAUUUUUAAACAUGUAAGAAAGGUUUAAAAUAAAGAAUAAAACAGUAUUCUACAUAUU
Cervus elaphus (red deer) is the source of this 5378-nucleotide messenger RNA. RefSeq names its product G protein-coupled receptor 52 (gene GPR52). Lineage: Eukaryota; Metazoa; Chordata; Mammalia; Artiodactyla; Cervidae. Gene Ontology annotation, biological process: G protein-coupled receptor signaling pathway. The record is from RefSeq and is a predicted model, not a curated record. Gene Ontology annotation, cellular component: membrane. The transcript is spliced from 2 exons. Bases 2424 to 3509 code for a protein of 361 amino acids. Gene Ontology annotation, molecular function: G protein-coupled receptor activity.